UGUGAGCCAGGUUACAGAGGGAAGUACUGUAACGAUUCAUGCCCAUCACAAUGUACAGAAUGCCAGCAGCACGGUGUGAACUGUAUAGGACAAUGUCACAGAUGGAACUACCACGGAAAUGAUUGUACUCUUCAGUGCCCGGUACAAUGUCGUGAAUGCGUCAAGGAGACAGGAUUGUGUGUCCAGUGUGCUGAACAGCACUGCCGGGCUGGGUGCGGUGAUCAGUGCACACCUUGUAAAGGGGAAGACUGCCAUAGUCCAACAUGUAAAAUGAUAUGUCCUGCAAACUGCGUCGAGUUUACCUAUUUCAGUAAGACAUGUAAUACACCAUGUAUCAACAAGAACUACUUUGGACAGGCUUGUAACAUCCCCUGUUUUGAUAAAUGUGAUACGUGUGAUAAAGACACUGGGAAAUGUAUUAGUUGUAAACUGGGACUGAGAGGAGAGUUGUGCGAUUACACAUGCCCUUCUAACUGUACACAGUGUGAGCGCUAUGGGGACAUAUGUAUUGGUGCAUGCCCAAACAGUGGUUACUAUGGACGCGACUGUUCGAUCCAAUGCCCUGUCAGCUGUGAAGGUUGUCACAAGGAAACUGGUCUGUGUAUUGAGUGUGCCGAGGGAUUCAGCAGGACAUACUGCGAUGAAAUAUGUUCUCCGUGCUCAGAGAACACCUGUUACAGAACACCUUGUCGAAAACGUAAAACUGACCACACCGUGGCCAUUACUAUUGGAACAGUUGCUGUAGUCAUUUUGCUGGCAUUGAUCAUUGCGUUUUGGAGACACACGCAGAAGAGGAACAGAAUCCAUGUUAGCGGCACAAACGGCACCACUCACAGCGAGUACAGUGACAGCCUGGCACACAGGUACUGGGAAAUAGGUGAUCAUUACGAGUCUGGUCAGACAAGUCCCCCGCAACCUGAACAUGCAGUUCAACCUGCAUUGCCUCUCACAGAAAUCCCCCACAGAAGACUUGCAACAAGGAACCUUUUGACAGAUGGCCAGCGAUGUCAAAGAAAAUCGUCUUCUUUGUCAGAGACAAGAGCAGUGAGUGAACCCGAACUGACAGCUCCGGAUGCUGCUGUAGGUGAUGGUGUUGUAAGAGCCUCGUCCUUGCUGUUGUUGAGAGGAGCAUCAGCUGGGAGUGACAAUGAGUCACAGUAUCAGAGUAGUCAGGAAGUAGGUGACGCUGAUAUGGUUAUGUCCGAACAAAUCGAGCGAUUGACCAGAAAGACUCCUUCAAUUAUAUUUAUUGAAGAACAUUGUGAUCUGUCAAAUGUAUUUGUGAAAUAUCUUGCCACAAACAAAGUUGAGGAUAAAAGUUCACCUUAAAUAUAAAUGAUAUUACAAAGGAUAUCCGGUUCCGGUACCUCGUGCUUAUCAACGCCAAAAAAUGGGAUCAUUCGCUACGCGAUGAAUCUGGCCGAUUGUGUGUCAUCGUUCAGGUUUAAUCCCUGGUCUUUGAAAUGUUGCUGAGGCCUAAAGUGGUUACUUUCCGCAAACCAUUCUUUAUCCGUUUAGUUUUCAU
Molecule: messenger RNA, 1525 nt
Organism: Haliotis rufescens (red abalone)
Lineage: Eukaryota; Metazoa; Mollusca; Gastropoda; Lepetellida; Haliotidae
Exons: 3
Coding region: 271-1329 (352 amino acids)
Source: RefSeq, a predicted model, not a curated record